Molecule: messenger RNA, 2970 nt
Organism: Tetranychus urticae (two-spotted spider mite)
Lineage: Eukaryota; Metazoa; Arthropoda; Arachnida; Trombidiformes; Tetranychidae
Source: RefSeq, a predicted model, not a curated record
CUUGUCAUUUUAUUGAAUAGAUUGAAUACUAAGUGGCCAAAUCGGCAAAUAAUUACAAUUGUAUUGUUAAUCAACUAUGAAAAGUGAUAAAGUUGUUAUCAAAAAAUUAACAAAUGAAGCUGGUUUAGAUGGAUCAUUCACUUAGAGGCAAACUUCAAUAUCAUCAUCAUCACUAUUAUCAUCAACAUCAUCAUCGUUGUUCCUCUUCAUUCAAGGAAUUGGCUCUUUCAAGUUGGAUUAUUUUCUCACUGACGAGUUUAUUCACUCUCUUGGCAAACUUGAACUUGUUUCCUUCAAAUGUUCAUCAUCUCUUUACCAUCAUCAUCUUCAACAUGAUCAUGUAUAAACGGCUUAAACAGGAUAAAUCAUCGCCGUUAAACGCUUCCGUACCUCAAAAGAUGACUGAAUAUUUCCAAUUAUUCCUAUUAAAUGAGUAAAUUGGAGACUCAAAUUUCAACUCAAUCGCAAUUAACUCAACCCUUUACACAACUACGUGCAGUAAACCUAAUCAAAGACAAUGGCCUUUGACUUCAAUGAUGAAUUACACCUAAAUUGAAUCAUUACCAAACAUUGGUAACAACUCAAGCUUAUCCAUGCUAUUUCAAUCUAACUCAAUUAGCUAUGUAAUUGCUAGCUGAGCAAUCAAUGAGUUUAGUCAGUUUGAUAUCUUUUUGCCCAAGUCUAACUGGAUUACUUCAUUUAAAAUGGCAUCAAACUGUAUCAACCCAGAAGGAAAAUCGGGUUCAACUUGGAGGAACCAUUUUGCCCUUUGAUUCCAGUUGAUCACAAUUAACCAUCAAGAAGUAACGCAAUUUGAUUCUGCCAUCAAAUGGUACCAGAUUAUAUUAAGGAUAAUUGGCAAACGUUGUUAUCUUACGCAUUUGCUUCCAUUGGCCUUGUUUGGCAAGUUAGUUCAAUUUCAAAGGUUUACUUCAAUUAUGAAACUCAAGUCGACAUUUCUAUUGGUGUUUCAACCAAGAUCGCGAUGCCUGGGUUGACUGUUUGUCUUGAAAUUGAUCAACUAUCAUUUGGUAAUGCAACUCGCCAAGACAUUGAAAUAGCUGCUCAGUUUUUAUCACAAUCAAGCGUAUCAUCUUUAAAUUAUCUCACAAAAUAUGAAUAUUCAUAUUUGCCGAUUAACCUGUUGGCAAAUUUUGCUUCACCCGAUAUAAAGCUAUAUUGUAAUGUUCCAGCUACUGAAUUGCCUCGGUUAAACACUUCAUUGGACUGGACAUGUGGCAAUAUUGUUCCUACGAAAAUAACUAUCCAUUACAUGCUAAUUACUGGGACAAUUGCUCGGUGUGUUACAUAUUUCUAUCAAGAUUCAGCUGGAGGAGAGUUUGACGUUUUCACCAACAGUGCUAAAGAUUUUUAUGUACUUAAGAUUGACACUUUUGAACCAAAAGUGAUAUCGAUUUAUGUUCAUAAUCCGAGUCAAAUCAACCAAAUUUCUGAUGCUGACACCAUAACCUUUUCAACUGGUGAAUUGAAUGAGAUCGUCUUGCUUACGUCCAAAUUUGUCACUCUUUUAUUGCCUCCACCUUAUCGGACGGCUUGUCGUUCAUAUGAUGAGUUUGAAUUCGGACGACUUGGCUGCAUCUUUGAUUGUUUUGUUAAGGAGACUAACAAGAGAUGUCCGGUUUGGUCCAUUUUAUCUCCUGCUAAUGUUAGUGUAGCUCUUCCUUUUAUGAGAAAGGUUAGCGAAAGCAAUGGAACCUCCGAUUGCCAUGUAAAGGAAAAAAAUUUUUGCUUUUCUGUCUGUAGUCAACCAGAAUGUAAAGGCGUUUAUUACACUACUACUAAUGUAUAUCUUUCAGAGAGGCGAUCUUUGGCCAAUUCAAAUAGUACUCUUGUUUAUGUGCGGCGCCCAUCUGGAGUUGAAUUUGGUUACAAGUACAAAGCCCGACUGGCUCCAAUUGAAUUUUUUUGUUAUCUUGCUUCCUGUCUGAGUCUUUGGUAUGGCAUUUCGUUUAUCAAUUUUUAUCGAUUCCUAACAGGAUGGUUGAGAAAUAAUUUGAUUAGUUUCAAUUUUAUCAGUCAACAAACCCAAGUACAAUCACCAUCUCAGCUGGCAGCAAUUUCAAAUAAACCAUCAUCAAUAAACAACAUGAAAAUUCAAUACUUACAUCCAUAUCAACCUAAUCAAAAUCGCUAUUUUAAUAAAAAUCCAAUUCAUUACCACCAACCCAGCUGGUUAGCUGAACACUCAAACAUUCGUCCAAAAGCACCUCAAAUAUCAACAUUGCGAAACAAAUGGAGUCCACUCUCUCCUCAACGUGCAGUCUAUGAUAAGAAAAAGUUCAACCUCAGCAGCGUUCAAAUCUAUUCAGCUUGGUGAUCAUUGAAUCCAUGUCAAUUCAGGCAAACCUUUCUGGUCUUAAUACACAAAACAGAUUGAAGAAAAAUAACAAAUUCAUAAGAAAAAGGUAAAGCGAAAGAAGAAAAAUCAGUGAAAUUCCAAGCAAUUGCACUCAGAAGAGAGAUAAGUAUGAAGUUACAUAAAAAUCGAAAAAAUUUACGACCUUGGCAGGAUUCGAACCUGCAAUCUUCUGAUCCGAAGUCAGACGCCUUAUCCGUUGGGCCACAAGGCCGCGUAUAACAAUUUUGAUUAGUACAAAAACCAACCAGAAAAAACCUAAAAUCUGGAUCGGACUAACACUGGCAGUAAAAUUAUCGCUCAUUAAUUCAUCUCUGGUUUUCGAGAAAGAUUUUUUUCAUUUUCUUAAUGUUAUUUAAAAUACUCCAAAUUUAAAGGUUGUACGUCUGCAACCAUAAGUAUCUGAUUCUUAUUCCUGCGUAUUUGGCCAUUGACUUAUUUUCACUUUAAUCCCAUCUUUAAAUUCAUUAUGUUCAUUAAUGUAGUGGGUCGUAAAUGUAAUUAGAUGCUAGUUAAUUCAGCCUUUUUUGUUUAUCGAUUGCAUCUGUAGUUAUAUCGCAUUAAUAAAAUGAGAUUUUAUUCAUUUCGCUUUA